Prorocentrum cordatum is the source of this 6609-nucleotide messenger RNA. Lineage: Eukaryota; Dinophyceae; Prorocentrales; Prorocentraceae. The record is from the annotation of a GenBank genome assembly.
AUGUCUGCGUGCCCCGUGCUUGUCUGGACGCUGCUGCGACUGAGGACGGACAUCCCGACACGAGCGACCCUGUCGCCCAGCGACGUCAAAGAGUGGUCCGAGCUUCCAGCAGACAUCUACGAGAAGUCGAAGGGAGCCCUGUCCCACUCGUCCAGGCAGAAGGUCGAGAACGCCAGGCGGGCUGCUGCUGCUGGGUUGCUUGGCGCUGCUGGUCGUGAGGUUCCUCAGGCCGUCGACAAAGCCGCCAGGGCCCUCCAGAAUGCGAAGGGCCGCUUGGCUAACAACAAGGACAAGGCUCUCAAGCUGCUGGAGGCGGUGUCAACCUCAGAGGCCGAGGUGGUUAAGCUGGAGAAGGAGCUCGAGUCUGCGAAGCGAGACGCGGCGAAGCUGUAUGGUGCAUGCGCACUAGCAGCAGGAGCGUUCACGACGCAGCAGCUCAAGGCCAAGCUCGGGGAGACCCCCACGGAAGGCAUCUCGUUGGCCGACUUCCUCAAGUCCCCCCAGGCUGCGGUCGACGAGCUCGACAGCGCCUGCAGGCCGACCGAGCCGCACCAGCACGAGGUCGACUUUCCCCUCCGUCGGCUUCGGGCGCUGAGGGCCCUCAGCAAGAUGACGGGCGACGACUUGGUUCAUACCACCGACCAGCACAAGCUGAAUGCGAUUACCAUCUUCGCAACGUUGGCGGAGGCCACGCCGUCGCUGGACAUUGGCACGCUGCAGGGCAUCGCUGCCUGCGCCAACGAGGCCCAGCUUGCUGCGGCGCCGCCCAGCGGCUCUGGCGCGCUCGACGCGGACGGGGGCGGCCACGACCUGCGCACGUUCUUCGGGUACCGCGUCUGCCUGAAGUGCUUCCAGUACGCAAAGGAGGUGAAGGGCAAGCACAGGGGGCUCGGCCUGGCCUGUGCCCCAGCGCUCAAGCCCAGCGCCCAGGCGGCCAGCAGGGCCGCCAUGCGGCCCGCGACGCAGGAGCUGGACGUGCGCGCUGCGCGCACUCAGGCAGGCGCCGAAGCUGCUGGCCUCAGGAUCGACUUCCGCGACAAGUACAGGGAGCCCGAGUCCAAGGGCCCCAGGCUCUACAUCUCCAAGCACGAGCUGGUCAAGAUCAAGGGAGUGACGGCAGGCGACGGGGGUGCCAAGGCCCAGCCUGCUGCGACGCCGCCCAGCGGCUCUGGCGCGCUCGACGUGGACGGGGGCGGCCACGACCUGCGCACCUUCUUCGGGUAUCGCGUCUGCCUGAAGUGCUUCCAGUACGCAAAGGAGGUGAAGAGCAAGCACAGGGGGCUCGGCCUGGCCUGUGCUCCAGCGCUCAAGCCCAGCGCCCAGGCGGCCAACAGGGCCGCCGUGCGGCCCGCGACGCAGGGGCUGGACGUGCGCGCUGCGCGCACUCAGUUGCAGCCCAUGGUGCUGGAGCGUGGCGUGGCGAGCUCCGUGAUGGUCUUCUUCCGGGUCACCCACAGUAUGACCUUCUACAGCUACGUCGUCCUCGACGCGCCGGCCGGCUUCGACUUCGGCUCCACGUGCUCCAUCAGCGAUCUCGACUCGCCCUACUACGCGGACUGGCACUCGCUGGCCUGGGGCGAGGACCUCACGGGCCCCAACUCGCUCACCCGUGCGUUCGGGAGCAACUGGACAUGCGAAGGCGCCCACUGGGAGUUCGAGGCCUGGGACCUCACGACGCCCCCGACGACGAACUACACCCGCGCCAUCCUCAGGGUCGGCCGCGCGAUGCCCAGCGGCACGCUGUGGGGCUUCCGCGUCCAGGUGAAGAACUCCCCGUCGUACGACGCGGCGCAGCACGACGGCUGGAAGGUGUGGAUACGGAGCCCAGAGGGGUACCCAGUGGAUGGCUCCCAGUACACGCUGCAGUUCAACGCCGAGAGGAUCGCCACAGUGCCCGACUCGAUCUUCGACCGCAGCUGGGGCACCUACGCCGAGCCCCUGAGGAACGCGGCGCCGCUGGGCUUCCCUGCGAGCCUGCACCCCACCUCGGUGAACCAGCUCAGCACACGGGUGACGGUCUAUCCCAUCGAGACCAGCUUGGACGACGACAGCCUCAGCUCGAUCCGGAUCACCGCGCCUGUGGGCUAUGAGUGGGACCUGGAGGGCGCCAACGGCUUCCAUGGGUACAUCGACGGCGUGACGUGCCUCGACUGUGUCAUAGACGUCACGCCCCAGGCCACGCACAGCAACGAGCUCACCCUGCCGAGCGUCGUGCUCCGCGCGGGGCGGCAGUACGGCUUCGAGGCCCUACUGAAGUUGCCGGACCUGCCCCCCUUCAAGUCCAUGAACGCGUUCUUCCUCGAGAUCGGCUACGACAGCGACGAGGGAUCCCUGCGCAUGCAGGCUGGCGUGAUCGAGCCGCCGCUGCUGCAGGUCGUGUACGACGUUAGAGUAAUGUCCCUGUGCAACGUGGCCAUGUACACCGAGAACGUGCUGGAGUUCCGAAUGACGCUCACCUCGGCGAUCCCGGCAAAUGGCGGCUUUGUCUUCGAGGGCGACGAGUCCACGCGGAACUCGAAUAUAGAGUGUUGGCCGCAGCCGCUGGAGGGUACGCUCCACCUGCCAGAGGAGGCAUCGUGCUCCGUUCAGAAGCACAAGGUCACCAGGCUGCCCCUCAUCAUGCUUGGCGCCGUGGAGGAGGGCCUGCCCGCGGGCACCUACGGCUUCCGGUUCGUAGGGGUGACCAAUGCCAACGUGCAGACGGGCACGCUCGCGUACUGGAAGAUAGGCACCUACGCGGACUUGUACAACUACCCGCAGAUGCAGGUCCUCGACCUGGCCGCGACGGUGCCCGCCUCCCAGCUGCUGGGGGCCAUUGGCAGCGCGGGGCUGCUGUCCGCGCCCGAGUGGGAGGCGGCUGCCAUGGGGCGCGACGACCGCCCGCUGGCCGCCAACAAGCUGACGUUUUACUUCAGCCUGGCCAGCGACAUGCAGUUCGCAUGGGACGGCUCCGACGUGAUUCUCGCGCUGCGCGGGCCGUACGGCGUCGUGUUCGAGGAGAACUGCCUGGGCAUGCUCCAGACGCUGCCCAUCGGAAUCUCGAACACGUCCAACUCGGCGGAGGUGGCAGAGGCAGCCGACGACAUCUCGCGCUGGCCGUGCAGCUACAGCACUGUUGACUCCCAGACGUGGUGCCCGUCCGAGAUCUCCGCCUGGCCCGAGGGCCUGAAGUUCACCUCCUGCGUGGGCAUCGGCGGCAACACAGCCAAGCUCUCGAUCCCCAACGCGUUUAUCCUGAACCUGGACAGCGGCUUCCUGAAGGAAAAGACAUUUGCAUUCCAGGUCGGCCUGCAGAACCCCACGGACAACACCACCCUGAACCAGUGGGCCAUCGACGUCGGCGCGGAGGCGUCCCUCGCGUUCGAGUCCUUCACGGUCCACACCUUCGAGCUGGUGUCUUCGAACUUGACAGCGACCUCCCACGCCGUAGCGAACGCGAGCGACACGACCGAGUACCUGCCCGUCGCCAUCCUCUUCACGCCGCACUACACGGUGCCAGGACGGCUCGACGCGAACGGCGAGGUCGGCGAGGCCGAGGGCGAGCUCCACGUGGACGCCCCCGCCGGCUUCACGCUCGAGCGCUCCGCCUCGAGCUUCUGCGUCCGGACGCUCCUCGAGGUGGCAGGAAGACAUCCGUCCGAUUCCGACUCGAACUUCGAGGACGGCGUUGACUCGGACAUGUACUGCCUCGUUCCCUCGGACACGCAGCUGCAGAUCAGACUGCGGGGCUCGAAGGCGCUCGUGGCGGGGACCACGUACCGGCUGGUGCUGUACGUGCGGAAUCCCACGGAGCCUCAGCCGGCGGCAAGCUGGCGCGUGCACACGUACAAGACCUCGGCGACCACGGACGAGACCCUCCCGCUCGACCUGGCGCAUUUGGACGACUUCGAGGUCCACGCGCGCACCACGACGUGGCUGGUGGACAACCUGGCUGGGGAGCAGAUGGGCACUUACACCGUGUUCAACGUGCGCGCCACCCUGCAGCUCGGGGAGCACCUCUACAACGGCGAGUACCUCACGGUGUCGGCGCCGCCCGGCUUCUUGCUGGACGCAGGUGGGGGCGUCUGCGACGGCUUCGCGUGGACCGCCGCGGUCAUCCCCCUGCCCUCGACCGAGCCGGUGUGCUCCUGCGACGACAGAGCGUGCCAGCUCACAUUCGACGUUGAUGAGGGGGCCUCGGGCGACGUCGCGCUGGAAGCAGGCUACCUGAUCACGUUCAGGUUGUCCACCAUCAACCCCGCGGCAGGCCUGGACGAGACCGAGAACUGGUGGACGGUCACGCACGGCUCCGCAGAGGGCAGCGUGGUGGAGACAUCGGUGGUCGCCAGCUGGACCGUCUACGCGCAGCUCUUGGACCUGACGCUCAGCACCGAGGUUCCACUGGCAGCGGGUUCGACCACAACAAUGCACAUCGUGUUCACACCGCAGGCGUGGGGCAGCUCGCUAGAGCUGGUGGUCGAGGUGCCGGACGGGUUCGACUUUUCAGGCGCCGCGACGAACCCCCCCAUCGUGGUGGACGACGCGUCCACGUCCGGGUCCACGCUGUUCCUCGUGGGCGGGGACUUCGAGGAGUUCGUGACCACGUCCGUGCAGGUCGACAACGUGGUCCUCGGCCAGGCGGGCGGCCCCGUGACCGUCAGCGUGCGGCUGUACGACGCCGGCGGCCAGGAGGUCGCCCGGCGCCUGAACGUGUACAACGUGUACCGGCUCCCAGGCGAGCUCAGCGUCCUGGACCAGCAGCUCAGCAGCCAGGAGGUCGUCGAGAUCGGGGAGAACGGCGCCGUCGACCCCGUCCUGCCGAUGAUCCCGGCGCAGACGAGCCACCUGGUGCGCGCGGAGCUCACCUUCACGUCCUCGGUGGACAUGCUGCCGGGCGAGGAGCUGAUACUGAAGAGCCUGGAGCAGCCAGACACGCCCGGCGUCUUCAUACCAGCGCUCUCGCCGGCUCCAGGCCUGACCCUGUGCAGCGGGCAGGACCCGGCGACGGGCCUGUGGAAGUGCAACGACACCGCCAGCGUGGCCGUGUCCUCGCAGGACCUCCUCAGCACCACCGCCAACCUCGAAGAGGACUCCUACGGCAUCUCCAUGACGCUGGCGGAGACGCUGCCCGCGGCGUCGACCCUCCGCCUGCGCGUCUGGGGCACCACGGCCUCCGGGGCCGCCUCGUCCUGGGAGCUCACCGUGGAGGACAGCGAGGCCCUGGCCAAGAGCACGAACGACCUCCUCGACACCGCCAUCACCACCGUGGCGGAGCUGACGGUCACCUCCAGCCUGGAGUUCCGCGCCACGGAGACAGGGUGCCCGCCCCGCUCAAAGGUGACCGUGACGCUCAAGGUACAAGCCGAGCAGGAGCCGGUGACCAUGCUGGUCCUGCUGCCCCUGGGCUGGGCGCCGGAGUCGCUGAACUGGCAGGCGGGCGAUUCGGAGCGCUACAUCGUGAAGGUGCCGAUGGACUCCACGGAGGGUGACAUCUUGGGCCUCGGCGCGACGUUCCAGCUAAAGGCCUUCUCGCCGGCGUUUACCCGGGCGGACACCAGGUGGUUCGUCUUCAGUUACAGCCAGAACGUCGGCUCGUUCGGCGACACGACGAGGCCGUACAUGCUUGGCUGGGGUGCGGCGCCCGGCUUCACGGUGCAGAACCUGCCCGUGGCCAUGAUGUACCCCAGCAUCGCCAGCCAUCAGGGCUGGUUGUCGCUGAUCUUCGAGGUGGACAAUGACAUCACGGCCACUUACAUGCUGCUGACAGCCCCGUCUGGCUUCGUGACUAGCUGCCCUACCACUGGGCUCUACGCCAACCUCGUCUGCAGCGAGAUCCGCGACAUCGGCUUCAUCGAGGUGCCCGGCGCCGGCAUGCUGGACAACUCGCUCAACGUGUCGCUCGCGGGGGGCUUUUCCCAGGGGAAAUCCCGGCUCUUCUCGUUCUGCGUGGCGCUCAACACGCCCGAGCGCGAGACCGGCAAUAUGUGGAGCCUCCGCCUGAUGAGCUCCACCCACGCCGUCGUCGAGGCGGCCAUCGACAUCCCUGGCCCGCCGUUCUUCGGGGACGUCCUGUCGAUGAAGCCGUCCAUGGCGUGGAACCCGCAGCCGCAGCAGGGAGAGAUCACGACCGUCACCUUCGAGAUAGAGAUACUGCAGAAGAUCAAGUACAUGCACGCCCUCCUUUUCUCGCUGCCCGAGAUGUGGCGACACGAGAUCGUGCACGUCAACCAGGUGAAGAGUCUCAACAAGCUCUGGCCGGUCGCGGUGGGGAUCGAGUGGCGCUACUACCAGAACCUGCGCUGGAUCAGGAUGCUAACCGACGUGAGCUUCUCCGACAGCAUCGACGCCGUGCCCUCUGGAGUCUUCCAGUUCCAGUUCCCCGUGAGGGUCCCGUUCAUGCAGCCAGUCAUCUCGGAGUGGUACCUCUCCUUCUGCAGCACCAUCUACUGCGAGGCCUACGACGACGAGGCCAACAUCAUGGCCUCCUUCCCCGUGCCCAACGACGUCGUUUCGAGGGACGCGGAGCCAUUCGCCAUUGCGAUGACCGCCUCCUCCAGGCGGCCUGUCGGUGGCCAGGCCCUGGCGGCGGCGGCCAUGCUGGCGGCCGCGCUGGCGCUGCGCGCCGGGUGA